UACUUUUUAAACGUACCGAAUUAUCCUCUACACUAGAUGAUAAUUUAGGAUCAACAAUUUUACCGGAGGUUCUUGAUCAUAAUGAUGGCGAGCAUCGACCACCAACUGACAUAAAACUACUCGUACAAGAAUUACAAAAACCUUGUCCUUUGGACACGCUCAUCAAAUUAAUUAGAGAAUUAUGCGAUAUCGUGACGAAAUAUACGUUCACCGAUUUGACUGAAGUGUGGACUUAUGUCGGUGAAUUACUCUCGCCCGAAAAACCUAUUGAAGCAAGAACUAUCGCAUUUCAAUUUAUGAUUUCUUGCAUUAGAGGUCAACCUGCAGAAAAUUUGGGUUUCCUGAGAGUGAUAUUUUACGACUGUAUAAAAUCUCAUAAUAUGUCUGAGGAUUUUGAACUCAGGUUGUUAGCGUUGAGAGAGCUUUGUAAUGACGGCAGAAACAUUUCUUCGUUUGAAAAGAAUCUGGUGAAAUUGCUCUCCGAAUGGGUCAAUGAAACGGUGCAACAAUUAGAUGAUCGAAACAUUACUAAAGAAGCUUUGUCGAAUGUUUCGCAGGAGACGAACUCCAACUCAACAACCUCAGCCAUAGUUUCAGCUGUUGAGACCAUAACGGAAACAACGGAACUAGAUCCAAUAUCCCAUUUGGACAAUCCGACAAGGUUACAAUCAGUGAUUAGUCUUUUAAAUCAUGUGGUGAAAUUUAAUUUUGCACAGUUCGAAGAACACGACAUUACUCGUCUUGUUGAAGAUAUCGCAAUUGCCUGUAAGAAAUCAACCGAUGUUUCCGACAUAGCUUGCUGUCUUGAUUUUUGGGAUAUCAUUGUACGUUAUGGGUACGUGCCCGCAAACUCCUUAGAAUCAUAUGUACAGGUUCUCUGUGACAAGGUUAAUCAAAAGGACGUGAUUUCACAAAAAAGUUGGCACAUCAUGCGCAAUCUCCUAAGAAGUCAUUGUGCGUACGGUGCCAUAAAGAUAUUAUGUAGUAAUUUGGAGAGUUCGGAAGUUGUAACUCCCGAGACAACAAACAUAUUAAGAGGAUCUGUUUCAUUUCUGGGGUGGGCGACAUGGGGGUCCGAAGAAGUUGAUUCCUUAUUGCAUACCUAUCAUUUCACUGUUCUCUCAGCAAUGAACAAGUCGGCAAAAAUAUAUCCGGAUGUUACGGUUCAUCUGGAAAUUUUAAUGCAGAUCAAUGAUCUCGUCGCAAAAUGUAAGAAUAUCGCUUCAUUAGAAUGGGAAAUAAUAUUGAACAUCUUGGACAAUACAUGUUAUCACUUAUUGGACAAUGAUGGUUCGGGUUCGAAUGUGAAAAUAUUGGACACUUCAAUAAAGGAACCAUCUGACCUAACCGGUAUUCCGGGAUUUGUCGGUGCCUAUAGUAAAUUGAUAUUACAGAUUCAGUUGUUAUACAUGUCUUCCUCGUUCGAGGGAUCGACCUCACGUUUCAUUAGUCUCAUUCAAAAGCUAAGAGAUCUCGCGUCUGAAACUACCAUUAUCAUGCUUCUCGAUUAUUAUGACUCUGAGCAUGCACUAUAUCCUUCAUCACCGGAUUGGCUCGUAAUGUUGGUCGACGUAGUAAACACCUUCUUUAUCGCAAAAAAAACGCCUGAUAUUCGCUUGAAAGUUUUGACAAUGACAAUAGACGUUUAUGAAGUUACCAAGGAUGUCUAUCAGGAACAACUUGUGGAGGCAGUCAUCCUGCCCAUGCUCACAGGGCUACCAGGAGAAACUGAAAUAGAUAUAUCGGCAGUUUCAAUGGAUUUCUUGGUUACUGUACUCAAGGAUGCGCCACCGCGUGCAAAAACUCAGUAUUUCCAUUCGUCAGCAUGCAAGUGUGUUACUUCCACCCAUAGCCUCAUAGAUAUAUUUCAGUGCUAUUUAUACAAAGCUGACUUUCCGGAACAGAGCAUGGAAGUCUAUUCGGAAAUAAUAAAGAUUCUUGGUGAUUUUUCGGCUCCCGUAGAUUGUCGCUUAACAUUGUUACAAUUGUUGGUUCGAAUGAGGGCAGACAAUGAUUAUCGAAUCUAUUUCGUUGAAAACAUAGACAUUAUGGAUGGCGCACACGUUUUACGUCGAGAUUGUGAGAUUAUGACUGGGCACAGUUUAUCACCAACUUCUGAAAGAUCAGGUUCUUCUAAUAGUGCUACCUCGGGAGCCGAAAAGAAAGUUGCUUCGAAAAAGAUCGAGCGAAGGGGAAGUCUGAAGGAAACAGUAUCUCAAUUGAUCAAGCCAACCUCAAUAGAAAGUAGAACUAUUCGGGAAGAUGAUCCUGCAGAAGCCUCUCGUGAAAGACUUUGGCAAAUACCUGAAA
Molecule: messenger RNA, 2310 nt
Organism: Acaulospora colombiana
Lineage: Eukaryota; Fungi; Glomeromycota; Glomeromycetes; Diversisporales; Acaulosporaceae
Source: the annotation of a GenBank genome assembly